AUGGUUUUAGAAUUAAAUGCAUCAGAUGAUCGUGGUAUUGAUGUUGUGAGGAAUCAAAUUAAGAAUUUUGCUAGUACGAUGCAAAUUUUUUCAAAAGGUUAUAAAUUAAUUAUAUUAGAUGAAGCUGAUGCAAUGACAAAUGUUGCACAAAAUGCCCUUAGAAGAAUCAUUGAAAAAUAUACCAAAAAUACAAGAUUUUGUAUCUUGGCUAAUUAUGCACAUAAAUUAAAUCCAGCUUUAUUAUCACGUUGUACAAGAUUUAGAUUUUCUCCAUUAACAGAAAGUUCAAUUCAAGAAAAUUUGAAUAAAAUUAUUAUUAAAGAACAAUUAAAAUUAACAAAUGAUGCUCAAGCUGCAUUAUUAAAAUUAUCAAAAGGUGAUAUGAGAAAAGCUUUAAAUGUUUUACAAGCUUGUAAAGCUGCAAUUGAUGAAGGUAAUGAAAUUUCAGAAGAAAUGAUUUAUGAAAGUGUUGGGGCACCACACCCAAAAGAUAUCGAAACAAUACUGGAUUCUAUCUUAAAAGAUGAUUGGAGUUCAUCUAUUUCAACACUUACCAAGAUUAAACAAUUAAAAGGUUUAGCAUUAAUUGAUUUAUUACAAGGUUUUGUGGAAAUCUUGGAUCAAUAUCAAUUGAAAACAAGAACAAGAGCUGAAAUUUUAAAAGGUCUUGGUGAAAUUGAAUAUGCAAUUUCUAAAGGUGGUAAUGAAAAAAUUCAAUCAAGUGCAAGUAUUGGAGUUAUUAAAAAAUCUUUGGAAUUUGAAGUUAGUUAG
Molecule: messenger RNA, 771 nt
Organism: Hansenula ciferrii
Lineage: Eukaryota; Fungi; Ascomycota; Saccharomycetes; Phaffomycetales; Wickerhamomycetaceae
Gene: RFC3
Product: replication factor C subunit 3
Exons: 1
Coding region: 1-771 (256 amino acids)
Biological process (GO): DNA repair; DNA-templated DNA replication
Cellular component (GO): DNA replication factor C complex; Elg1 RFC-like complex; nucleus
Molecular function (GO): DNA binding; DNA clamp loader activity
Source: RefSeq, a predicted model, not a curated record